UUCUUAAUGAUCCGGCGUAACAAGACCACCAUCUUCACAGAUGCUAAGGAGUCCACCACAGUCUACGAACUCAAGCGUAUAGUAGAGGGGAUUCUAAAGAGACCACCUGAAGACCAGCGGCUAUACAAAGACGACCAGUUGCUAGAAGACUGCAAAACUCUCGGGGACAGCGGCUUCACCAACCAGACCGCCAGACCUCAAGCGCCGGCUACCGUCGGUCUAGCCAUCCGAGUCGGCGACGAGAUGUUUGAGCAGCUGCACAUCGAGGCCUUCUCCAGCCCCCCGGAACUCCCCGAUGUGAUGAAACCUCAGGACUCGGGCAGCACCGCCAACGAGCAGGCCGUGCAGUGA
Messenger RNA from Nerophis lumbriciformis (worm pipefish), 351 nucleotides. NCBI's taxonomy places the organism in Eukaryota, Metazoa, Chordata, Actinopteri, Syngnathiformes, Syngnathidae. The record is from RefSeq and is a predicted model, not a curated record.